This is a messenger RNA of Pelodiscus sinensis (Chinese soft-shelled turtle), 1354 nucleotides long. RefSeq names its product glucagon (gene GCG). Gene Ontology annotation, molecular function: glucagon receptor binding; hormone activity. Gene Ontology annotation, biological process: positive regulation of insulin secretion involved in cellular response to glucose stimulus; negative regulation of apoptotic process; adenylate cyclase-modulating G protein-coupled receptor signaling pathway. Gene Ontology annotation, cellular component: extracellular region. Lineage: Eukaryota; Metazoa; Chordata; Testudines; Trionychidae. The record is from RefSeq and is a predicted model, not a curated record.
UCCUGAAGGCUUCCCAAAGUUCCAGUUGCUGAACAUUAUUUCAAAGUAUCAGAAGGCAAUGAAAAUGAAAAGCAUUUAUUUUGUGGCUGGAUUGCUUUUAAUGAUCAUUCAAGGCAGCUGGCAAAAUCCUCUUCAAGACACAGAAGAAAAAUCCAGAUCAUUCAAAGCUUCCCAGACUGAACCAUUAGAUGAAUCUAGACAGAUGAAUGAAGUAAAACGUCAUUCACAAGGCACAUUCACCAGUGAUUACAGCAAGUACUUGGACACUAGACGAGCUCAGGAUUUUGUGCAAUGGUUAAUGAGCACUAAAAGAAGCGGACAACCAGCACUGAAGGAGAGAGAGAAUGAAAAAUUCCUGGAUGAACUUGCAAGCAAUGGACUCUCAAAGCGUCAUGCUGAAUUUGAGAGGCAUGCGGAGGGCACCUACACUAGUGACAUCACCUCUUAUUUGGAAGGUCAAGCUGCCAAAGAGUUCAUUGCUUGGUUAGUGAAUGGACGAGGAAGAAGAGAUUUCUCAGAAGAAGCUAAUGCAGUUGAAGAAGUGGACAGAAGACAUGCUGAUGGCACUUUCACCAGUGAUUUCAACAAAAUUCUUGAUGACAUGGCUGCCAAAGAGUUCUUAAAAUGGCUGAUUAACACAAAAGUUACUCAGAGGGACCUUUUGGGGGAAUACCAGUGAAAAUAUAAAACAAUUAUGGGACAAGUCAAGAUCUUCACUGCAUCAGCUGCUGGUCACCAGGGAAUUCUGAAAUUUGUGUUCUAUAAACUAUAUGGAGUGUAACCUAAAGCCAUAUCGCUUUGCAUGCUAAGAAAUGAAUUUUACUAUAGUGUAGUAUUGCCAAAGGAUUAUAUAUGAACAAGAUGUUUUCAAAAAGACACACAAAAUAACAGCUUUAAGAAUACAAAAAUGCCUCAUCUUCAUAUUUUCCAUUUAUUUUAGGGCCAAAAUAUCUCUAUUUACAUUUAGCAAUUAAAUUAUUUUUCUAUGAAGUCAACUUGUACAUAGGAUUGAUUUGAAACACCAAAUAUCUGCAUUAUAAGAAAGAGGCUGGCAGUCACAAAUGUCUGAGAAGUGAACUUCCCUCUUGAAACCUUUGUUAUAAAAAGGCUAAGCUUUCAGGAUAUUAAAUGAUAGCCUUAAAUAAAUUUUUUCAAGCUUCUUUUUUUGUUGUCUUUGUGCAUGUGUGUGUCCUUUUUGUGACUUUGAAGAAAACAAGAUUGUUUAAAUCUAAGGAAUUCAAGUGUCACAGAGCUUCAAAGUGAUUCAUUUGUAAUGCUGUGCAUAAAUUUAGCCCUUGUUUCCUGACAUUUUCAUGAUAAAUUAUUUCCUCUUGUGAAUGGCUUUCAUUAAAUG